AAGACAAAUCGGGUUCUUGUCGGGCCUAAGCGAGGAAGAGUUCUUUGGAAAAUUUCUACUUACGAAUAAACCCUGUCUUUUUGACGCUCAAAUGACCCGUGAAUGGCGUUCUCGCAGAGAAUGGGUGACAGAAGGCAAACCGGACGUGAAAUACUUGAAGACAAUGUUUGAAGAUGCUGUGGUGCCAGUUGCUGACUGUGGGAAGACAGAAUUUGGUAGUCAUCCAAAGCAGGACAUGCUGCUUAGUGAAUACAUGACGUACUGGCAAAGAGUGAUGAAUAUAAGUGAGACUUCAUCGACAUGUGAUUGUCAACCUGAGAGAAUCUUGUACCUUAAAGAUUGGCAUUUCACGAAGGCGUAUCCAGACUAUGGUGCUUAUGACUUGCCGUCUCACUUCUCUGUUGAUUGGUUGAAUGAAUUCUGGAGCAAACGACCGGACAAGAGGGAUGACUAUCGGUUUGUUUAUAUGGGACCAAAAGGAACAUGGACACCAUUUCAUGCAGAUGUUUACAGAUCAUACAGCUGGUCUGCUAAUAUCUGUGGCUCAAAGAGAUGGCUACUGGUUCCUCCCUACGGUGAGGAAAACUUCAAAGAUUCCUACGGAAACACUUUAGUUGAUAUACGAAACGUCAAAGGCAACAGCAAGACAACGAGUCCUAUUGAAGUCAUUCAGAAUGCCGGAGAAGUCAUUUUCAUUCCAAGUGGAUGGUAUCAUCAAGUUGAGAAUUUGGAUGAUACCAUUUCUAUCAAUCACAACUGGGCAAAUGCGUGCAACGUGGACAUCAUGUUUGAGAAGCUGAGGAGCGAUCUAGACGAGGUGCAAUGUGCAAUAGGAGACUGUACAGAAAUGGACGGAUGGCACGAACAAUGUCAAGCAAUCCUGUUGGCCAACAGUGGCGUGAACUACAUGGAGUUUAUACAAUACAUAUCAACUAUUGCUGAUCGAGUGCUUCGUGAACUCGAAUGCUUGAGAAGUAGCAACACAGCAGAACACAAGACGGAGUUUCUACCAAGUUCGUUGGAUGUUCUCUCAGCUCUGGUGUUGUUCGACUUCUCUGCGAAGAGAAGCCUGAAGUUGGAGGAAGAAAUCAUCACGACUUCAGGAGAAUUAGUGCAGAUAGUGUAUUUCCGCGUAUUUUAGAGAGGAGCGAGCAACUUAGUGUAGAAAAACUGACUAGUCGUAUACAGCAGGCUUUAGCUUCUUGCUGUAGAUAUACAGGCCUGCCUUCUAAGUGGUUUCAACUAGGAACUUUGACAUAGUAGUGACUUUGUAGGUAUCAAUGCA
Molecule: messenger RNA, 1285 nt
Organism: Corticium candelabrum
Lineage: Eukaryota; Metazoa; Porifera; Homoscleromorpha; Homosclerophorida; Plakinidae
Product: 2-oxoglutarate and iron-dependent oxygenase JMJD4-like
Exons: 9
Coding region: 92-1141 (349 amino acids)
Biological process (GO): positive regulation of translational termination; protein hydroxylation
Cellular component (GO): cytoplasm; nucleus
Molecular function (GO): sequence-specific DNA binding; 2-oxoglutarate-dependent dioxygenase activity
Source: RefSeq, a predicted model, not a curated record